AUGGAAACUGUAUUUUGCUAUAAAUGCAAGUCAAAAAGAGCUAAGGUCAAAACCAGAUUUUUAUCUUGUAUUGAUUGCUUUAAUUCAUAUAUUGAAGGUAACGUUAGAAAGGAAAUUAGGACAGGCCCAAUUGAAAAAUUGAAAAAAUUAAAUAGUGAUUACCAACUUAAAAAGCCUCAAAAAUUGGAGUUUUACGUUGCGCUUGGAUUUGGAUUAUCUUCACAAACUUUAUUGAACUUGUUAUCAGUUAUACCCAACACAGGAAAAAGGCCUGACUAUUGUAUUAAAUCUUUUAUUAAUGUCGAUACGUCUCCAUUAAUAAAUAAGGAUUCUUCGGAAUAUUAUGAAAGUGUGAAUUCAUUCAUUAAAUCGAUUUACAGCCAUAAAGUUGGUGCGAACGAAUACAAAACUACACCAAAAUUACAUAUUAUCCCUUUUUGUUCAAGCUUCACAAGUGGUGAAACUAAAGCUGAUAAAGAAUUAAGACAAAAGAUUAUCGAUGAAAUUAAGUUACAUAUAACUAGGGGCACUGAUUACAUUAAGCUUUUUAUCCAGCUGGUUCUCUUGAGAGAUAUUAAAUUUUACUUAGAUAAAAUAGACAAUUCAAAGCAAAAAUGCCUUGUAUUAGCAUCAACAUCAGAUUCAAUGGGGUCUGAAUCUCUCCAAUAUAUGACAUUGGCCUCUGGUAUUCACAUUAAAUCGAUUUAUGGUCACCUUGACUUUAGGUGGCCCACUGAAAAAUCUGUGUUUUUUUUAAUUCGCCCCUUAAGAAACUUUACUUCAAAAGAAGUUAUACUUUAUUGGAAACUCAAUAUUUCUAAAAUUUUAAAUUGUUCGAUAGGCCCAGAGAUUUCAAUCAACAGAUCUCCAAUUGAAGACGAAGUUUGCAAGUUUAUCGUUUCCCAAAAUGAAAAAAUAUGUAAUAUUACUCAUAUAUUUAUGAAGCUGAAGGAAAACAAUAAUGAACAACAUGCAAUUUGUGGGGAAAAAAAGAAAUCAUUUUGUGCUUUCUGCGGAAUUAUAUGUAUCAAAUUAAUAGAUUACGAAUAUUGUAAAAUAUGUUAUUCACUCCUUAAAAUUUUAAAUAUCUUUAAUUAG
Cryptosporidium ubiquitum is the source of this 1098-nucleotide messenger RNA. RefSeq lists its product as uncharacterized. Gene Ontology annotation, molecular function: tRNA binding; sulfurtransferase activity. The transcript has a single exon. Bases 1 to 1098 code for a protein of 365 amino acids. The record is from RefSeq and is a predicted model, not a curated record. Gene Ontology annotation, cellular component: cytosol. Lineage: Eukaryota; Apicomplexa; Conoidasida; Eucoccidiorida; Cryptosporidiidae. Gene Ontology annotation, biological process: tRNA wobble position uridine thiolation.